This is a messenger RNA of Gymnodraco acuticeps, 1796 nucleotides long. RefSeq names its product thrombospondin type-1 domain-containing protein 4-like. Gene Ontology annotation, molecular function: metalloendopeptidase activity. NCBI's taxonomy places the organism in Eukaryota, Metazoa, Chordata, Actinopteri, Perciformes, Bathydraconidae. Gene Ontology annotation, cellular component: extracellular matrix. Gene Ontology annotation, biological process: extracellular matrix organization. The record is from RefSeq and is a predicted model, not a curated record.
GCAGAGGUUGUUUUUCAGUCUGCAGUGAGUUUCCAGCUUUCUGUCAUUUUGUUUUUGUGCGUAAAAUGAGCAGAACCGCCGGAAUCCCCACAAUGACCGAGGUCAGGACUCUCUACCGCGCCGGGAUUUGAUUCACUGCUCCGGACAGGGAUUUACUCACUUACCGGUAAAUGGCUUAAUCCAAAAUCUCCGGCGGGACGCUCUGAAUCUGCACCUGGAUUAAAGUUUCGAGCAUGAGGAUACCUGCGCGUGGAUAGUUGGAUACACUGGAUUAAAAGUGAAGUGUAGUAGGAAACACUCCACCAACACAUUUAUAACCUGCAGUGUGCUUCAGGAAUCCAGGAGCUAUGCAGGAAGCCUGCGUCUGGAUUUCCAGAGCUUCUGUCCUCCUGCUGCUGCUUUGGUCCGACCUCCUGCACUGCCAACACGCCACAGACCACAGGAAGGUUUCUCAGAGGCCAGAGCCCCAACAGGAGUUCAGGGCCGAGCAUGGAGAAGUUCAGGGUUCCUGGGGGGCCUGGGGCUCGUGGUCAGCCUGCUCCAGGACCUGUGGAAGAGGAGUUCAGGAGCAGGGUCGGCCCUGUCUGCCUGUUUACACGCCGUCACAAUACCCCUCCAGAAGAGAGGGUGUUCACCCCCAGCAACCGGGACACAUCAUCUCAGCGCUGAAGCCGACGGUUCCUCUGCACCGCAGCGCAGGGAGGAGUGCAAACAGCAGCAGGAGAGGAGAUCUGAGGAAGGAGGCGAGGCCUGGAGGACGGAGGAGGGUCCCUCACAUCAUCCCGGGGCGGUACGGCUACGGGUCGGCUCCUCAUGUUUCUCCUCUGCAGACGCACGCGGGUCGGAGCUCAGAGACGACUCGCCCUCACAGACAGAGACGCUCCCCUGCAGCUGAAGCCCGUCACCACCAGCACCAGCACCAACCCCCCACAGCAGACCACAACCAGGACCCCUCAAGCAGCCUCCAUCACCCCAGCAGACCCUUCAUGCCACCCAGGAAUAACCAGGUCUGGGCCCCCCUCUACCAGCCGGGCUCUGGCCCCCAGACUCAGGACCAGCAGGGGCCCGGAUCCAGCCUCCAGACCUCUGGAGACCCCCCGGAGAGACCCUACAGCCCCCUGCCCGGCUCCUCCUGCAGCGGGGAGCAGGCGCACCACAGGGUCUGCAACAGCAACGCCUGCCCUCCAUCCAGCAAACACAUCCGGGCUGUUCAGUGUUCUUCAUACAACAACAAACCUUUCAUGGGCAGACUGUACGAGUGGGAACCUUUCAACGAGGUCCCAGAGGAUCAGCACUGUGAACUGAACUGCCGAGCCGUCGGGUUCAGGUUCUACGUUCGACAGUCAGAGCGAGUGACGGACGGGACGCCGUGCGGACAGAACGAAACUUCUCUCUGCGUAGCGGGAAAAUGUUCGGGUCUGGGCUGCGAUGAGUACCUGGGAUCAGGAAAGGUGAUGGACAGGUGCGGUGUGUGUGGAGGAGAAAACACAACCUGCAGGCUCGUCUCUGGAGUCUUCAAACACAGUUUAACGAAGAUCGGCUACCACAAGAUAGUGGAGAUCCCCGAGGGAGCCACCAAGAUCAACGUGACAGAGAUGGUGAAGAGCAGGAACUACCUAGCUCUCCGCAGCCGAUCGGGGCGAUCCAUCAUUAAUGGAAACUGGGCGAUCGACCGGCCAGGGAAGUAUGAGGGAGCGGGAACCAUGUUCACAUACCGGCGGCCCAACGAGAUCAGAAGCACCGCCGGGGAGUCCUUCCUCGCUGAAGGGCCCACAAACGAGAUCCUGGACGUUUAU